GGGAGCCGCUACGUGCCCCUCGUGCGCCUUCCCGCAGCUCUCCGCGCGCCUUCCUCGGCGGCCUGCCGCUCGACGAGCCCGAGGAACUCGACGACACUCUGCGACGGGCAGCGCGGCGCUCGCCGCUCGCACGUGACCCGGGGACCAAUCGGCGCGGCGGAAGCCCCAGGAACCGAGGAAGACGAGGGGCAAGGAUGACCGAGAAAACGUUCAACCUGACCUGGAACAACCACCUGGCGAACCUCUCGGGCCUCUUCGAGGGCCUCUACAAGAGCGGCUCCUUGACGGACACCACCCUGGCAUGUCAGGGCGGCAUGCUCAGGGCGCACAGGCUGGUGCUCGCGGCUUGCAGCCCUUACUUCGAGAGGGUCUUCAAGGAACAUUACGGCGAGCAGCCCAUCCUCAUACUUAAGGGGGUCGCCGUGGAGGAGAUGGAGUGCCUCCUGGACUUCAUGUACCGGGGCUCGAUAGACGUCGCGGAGGAGCACCUUCCGUCCCUGAUCAAGACCGCGACCGACCUGGAGAUCAGGGGGCUCUCCGGGGAGCACAGGAACGAGGCGAACCACCUGCACUCCAGGGUGGAGUCCAGGAUGCAGAGGUGCCUGAUCGAGACCAGAGUGCACACCACCGAGUUCGGCAGGAAGGACUCGGCCGAGGCGGGCUUCCUGGCGAAGCAGGCCUGCGCGGAGUCGGCCCUCGAUCGGAUCAAGGUAGAGGAGAUCGAAGUCGAGGACGACCCGAUGGUGAUCGAGGAUCACGACGACAGUUUCGAGCCACCGCCGAACUUGUCGACCAGUAACGAGCAGAUAAGACGCAUCCCGCCGCCGAUGUUCAAACGGGAGACGAGAUUCCGAGGGCAGAAGCGAGUCUGCGUGGGCCGGGGGAAGAGCGGCAGCCUGGAGGCGAACUCGAAGGACCCCUUGUCGCCGAGGGAGGACUCGCUCCGGGAGGAGGACUGCUUCGAGGAGAACUCCCUGGGCCACGCCAAGUCGGAGUCCAUGUUCGGCAACGGGUGCUCGGACCCCACGGUGCCUAGCGUGCACCUCAACGAGGACCUCUACGACCAGGACAGGGAGCACGUGGAUUCCCCGAGCUGCGGGUCACCGGACGAGUCCUCCAAGUCCCCCGCGUCCAAGAGGAAGCUGGACGGCGGGAAAAAGAACGGGAGCGGCAACGGCGGCGACGCGAAGGAGGCCAGGCAGUUCUCCAAGAGCGAAAAGGCCCAGUACAAGCCGUUCUCCUGCGACCUCUGCACCCUGGCGUUCACCAGGGCGUCUCACCUGGCGAGACACAGGCGCGUCCACACGGGGGAGAGGCCGUUCGCCUGCAGUCUCUGCCCCCGCAUGUUCGCCAGGCAAGACAAGCUGAAGCAGCAUCUGGACUCCCACCUCCAGUGGCCCAAGCGGAAGACCCUCGACAGUUUGAGCAUCGGGCACUCGGUGGCGACCUUGUCCGGCAAGGGGAAACGAGGCCGACCGCGGAAGGUGCCCCUGGAGCCAUCGGCGAUGGAGGAGAUCCUGAAGUUCGGGGAGUUCAGCUCGCUGCUCGACAAGUCCCAGUCGGCGAGCAAGGAGGAGAAGACCAGUCCCGCGGAGACCGAGGCGGAGCCCGAGGAGGAGGACACCGGGGACAAGGACCAGGACAGUUGUGGCUGCCAGGUAGAGAACGGUCGGGAUAUCGUCUAAGUCCAAGCGAGAGAAU
Molecule: messenger RNA, 1701 nt
Organism: Orussus abietinus
Lineage: Eukaryota; Metazoa; Arthropoda; Insecta; Hymenoptera; Orussidae
Product: zinc finger protein 16
Exons: 6
Coding region: 195-1685 (496 amino acids)
Biological process (GO): regulation of transcription by RNA polymerase II
Cellular component (GO): nucleus
Molecular function (GO): protein binding
Source: RefSeq, a predicted model, not a curated record